AUGUGUUCCUUUCACAUGACAUGUUCAUUUCUUCUUAUGUUUCUUUCUUAACACAAAAUUUUGUUCCUUUUUUCUUCCACCACACAAAAUUCCCUUUGGAAAAGUCACUGCUUUUUCUUGUUUACCUCUUUUUCUGUUGUGUACUUAUAACAGUUGAAGUGGUUCAGAAGAGAGUUGUUGUUAAGAAUUGUGUCAGAGACUGAUGGGUAAUUGUCUUGAUUCUUCUGCUAAGGUUGAUGCUGCUCAAAGCUCUAGAUCCACUUCUGGAACCUCAAAAACUACUCCUUCUAGUUUAACAAUUCCAUCAUACAGUGACAAAAGCAAUUCCUCAAGUCUUCUUCCAACACCAAGAUCUGAGGGUGAAAUCUUAUCUUCUCCCAAUCUUAAAGCAUUCUCAUUCAAUGAGCUGAAAAAUGCCACGAGGAAUUUUCGUCCCGAUAGUCUUCUUGGUGAAGGCGGAUUUGGUCAUGUUUAUAAGGGAUGGAUUGAUGAACACACAUUUACAGCUGCAAAACCCGGAUCAGGAAUGGUUGUUGCUGUAAAAAGACUUAAGCCUGAAGGUUAUCAAGGACAUAAGGAGUGGUUGACUGAGGUUAACUACCUUGGACAACUUCACCAUCCUAAUCUAGUAAAAUUAAUCGGUUACUGCUUGGAAGGAGAGAACAGGCUUUUGGUAUAUGAAUUUAUGCCUAAAGGGAGCUUAGAGAAUCAUCUUUUUAGACGAGGACCACAACCACUGUCUUGGUCAAUAAGGAUGAAAGUAGCUAUCGGUGCUGCUAGAGGACUUUCUUUUCUUCACAAUGCAAAAUCUCAAGUCAUAUACCGUGAUUUCAAAGCUUCAAACAUCCUUUUAGACGCGGAGUUUAAUUCUAAACUCUCUGAUUUUGGCUUGGCUAAAGCGGGUCCUACCGGCGAUAGAACUCAUGUGUCUACUCAAGUCGUGGGUACUCAAGGAUAUGCAGCACCUGAAUAUGUUGCAACUGGUCGGCUGACGGCCAAGAGUGAUGUAUACAGCUUUGGAGUUGUUAUGCUUGAACUUUUAUCCGGAAGACGUGCCGUUGAUAAAACAAUAGCUGGCGUGGACCAGAAUUUAGUAGACUGGGCAAAACCAUAUUUAGGCGAUAAAAGAAGACUAUUUCGGAUCAUGGAUUCAAAAUUAGAAGGCCAAUAUCCACAAAAAGGAGCAUUCAUGGCUGCUACACUUGCACUACAAUGCCUUAACAGAGAAGCUAAGGCAAGGCCUUCAAUGACAGAGGUUUUAGCAACUCUAGAACAGAUAGAAGCUCCUAAACAUGCAUCCCGGAAUUCCUUAUCGGAACAUCAUAGAGUUCAUGCUCCGGUCAGAAGGUCUCCUGCACGAAACCGAACGCCUUCAUAUGUUACUCCUACUGCAUCGCCAUUGCCAUCUGUCCGGCAAUCUCCUCGUGCGCACUAGGCGCUGGACGAGGAACGAUCUGUAUGUAAAUGUGUGUUAUUUUUAUGAGGUUGUGUUUUUGACAAACAUGUCUUGUAGCAUCUAAUUAAAUGCAAUUUUUGGUUAUCUUGAAUAUAUUAUUUAUACCAUUUUUUUAGA
Messenger RNA from Medicago truncatula (barrel medic), 1573 nucleotides. RefSeq names its product probable serine/threonine-protein kinase PBL3. NCBI's taxonomy places the organism in Eukaryota, Viridiplantae, Streptophyta, Magnoliopsida, Fabales, Fabaceae. The transcript has 6 exons. Gene Ontology annotation, molecular function: protein kinase activity; ATP binding. The record is from RefSeq and is a predicted model, not a curated record. The coding region runs from base 203 to 1435 and encodes 410 amino acids. Gene Ontology annotation, biological process: protein phosphorylation.